Fusarium vanettenii 77-13-4 is the source of this 3330-nucleotide messenger RNA. RefSeq lists its product as uncharacterized. The transcript has 4 exons. Gene Ontology annotation, molecular function: ubiquitin binding; protein-macromolecule adaptor activity; cytoskeletal protein binding. The record is from RefSeq and is a predicted model, not a curated record. NCBI's taxonomy places the organism in Eukaryota, Fungi, Ascomycota, Sordariomycetes, Hypocreales, Nectriaceae. The coding region runs from base 1 to 3330 and encodes 1109 amino acids.
AUGGGGUUUCUGGGGGUGUACCGGGCCGUCUACGACUACGCGCCUCAGGCUGAGGGCGAGCUCGCAAUCAACGACGGCGAUCUGCUCUACGUCCUCGACAAGAAUGGCGACGAUGGCUGGUGGAGGGCAAAGAAGAAGGCCGGCGCCGACGAUGAGGACGAGCCGACAGGCCUCGUACCUAACAACUAUGUUGAACAGGCCAAGCCUUUAGAGCACGCCCGCGCCCUUUACGAUUAUACGCGUCAGACCGACGAGGAGCUCUCAUUUCCCGAAGACGCUCAGCUCGAGGUGUACGAUACGUCAGACCCUGACUGGAUCCUCACCGGCCUCGACGGCGAAUAUGGCUUCGUUCCGUCUAAUUACAUCGAGCUCGGUGGCUCUGAAGAACCUCAAGCACCGUCGUUGCCUCCCGCCCCCCCAGCUCUACCUUCGAGGCCGCAACCUGCUCCAGCCCCCGAGCCCGAGCCCGAGACGGCAUCUCCGGACCUACCGAGCAGCGCUGCACCCGCUCUGGCGGGUCCUGCUGCUGCUCUCGCGGGUGUUAUGCAUACCCGUGCAGCCUCUCAACAGUCUGCAGCCCCUGCGAAACCUCCUCGUGCCUCCGUUACGUUCAGCGAACCCCCAGAAUCCGACGACGAGCCUGUCCGAUCCCCUGCGCUCCCUGCUCGACCGCGCGCGCCUGCUUCGCCUUCUCCGACAUACGACCAUCCGGCUUCUCCAGUUAAUAUGCACUUCCACCAAGAUCCUAAUCGACGUCAGGAUGUCGAGCGUACCCCUGGCGGUUUCCACUUGUACAAUAUCAAUGAGAUGAUCUCAAUUAUGGGCAAGAAAAAGAAGAUGCCUACCACUCUGGGAAUCAACCUCCUGACAGGUGUGAUUUUGGUCGCUCCCGAGCAUGCUUCAGAUGGACCUUCACAGGAGUGGACUGCGGACCGGAUGACGCAUUAUUCACGGGAGGGGAAGCAUGUCUUCAUGGAGCUCGUCCGCCCAAGCAAGAGUGUUGAUUUCCACGCAGGAGCCAAGGACACUGCCGAGGAGAUUGUCAGUGCAUUGGGUGAGUUGGCCGGAGCUGUACGUGCUGAAGGACUCCGAGAGGUGAUCAUGGCGGGCACGCAGGGCAGCAGUGGUGGUGGUCAGAAGAAGGGUCAGGUUCUUUAUGACUUCAUGGCCCAAGGAGACGACGAGGUAACUGUCGCCGUAGGUGAUGAGGUUAUUGUCUUGGACAACACCAAGAGCGAAGAGUGGUGGCAAGUUCGCCGCCUGAAGAAUGGCAAGGAAGGCGUCGUCCCAAGCAGUUACAUCGAGAUUACCGGCACUAUCUCGUCAUCGUCCGCCGGUAUCAACUCUGCCAAGUCGCUUGUCGAGCAAAAUCGCCUCGAAGAAAUUCGAUUGACUAAGGAGGCCAUCAAGGCGGGCAAAGAACCUCAGCAGGUAGGACCGGGAAUGCCUCUUCCCAAACGAGGUAGUAGCCUCAUGGCGAGAGAGAAUGGUAGUAAUUCGGGACAACAGCGGAGCCGUCGAGAAAAUGGACGAAGCGAUGGCAGCAGCCAGCCACGGUCCAAGCCUAAGCCGGACUCGUCCAAGGUGCGCACCUGGACAGAUCGAUCCCGAUCCUUCAGCGUUGAAGCCCAGUUCCUGGGUCUUAAGGAUGGCAAGAUCCACCUGCACAAGAUGAACGGUGUCAAGAUUGCUGUUCCCAUCAGCAAGAUGUCCCGUGAAGACCUUGAGUACGUUGAAAACUUGACAGGCAUCUCUUUGGAAGAUGAUAAGCCACUGGCAGAUGUCAAGCGAGCUAGGACCGCCGAGAAGAAGUCCUCCGAGUCUAGUACCCCUGCCGGCGUGACCAUUGAGAAGAACAAGUCCGACUACGACUGGUUCCAGUUUUUCUUGUCUUGCGAGGUUGCGGUAGGAUUGUGCGAGCGCUACGCUCAAGCCUUCAUCAAGGAUUCAAUGGACGAGAGCGUUUUGUCCGAUGUCGAUGCAAGUACCCUCCGAGCUCUUGGCCUCCGCGAAGGCGAUAUCAUCAAGGUCAUGCGCUACUUGGACUCCAAGUAUGGCCGUACGCGUGGCGGGAAGAGAGGCGUUAGCUUUGCGGAGGGAGAUGGCGAAGGUGCUUCUGGAGGUUUGUUCUCUGGACCUGGUGGUGCACUACGAAACAACACUCGCAAGGGUCGACCUGCGCCGGCGGUUCAGACAAGCGAUGUCGUGGAUGCUAGCGCUUUUUCCAAGUCAGACGGCUCCAAGGCUGCGGAUGAGGAUGCGAAGUCGCCAGUACAGACUAGCCCGCCGAACAAGAGCCCCGAGCCUCGCCAGGCUGCUUCUUCAGGAUUUGACGAUGAUGCUUGGGACGUCAAGCCCAGCAAGCAGCAGCCACCACCGCAAUCACAGCCGCAACCCGCAGCCGAACCCGCCCCGAAGCCUGCCCCGGAACCAUCGCCAGCCUCUCCUCCACCCCAGGUUUUGACGGGAUCCAUGAAGGAGUUGUCGCUCUUGUCAGCACCGCUUGAGCCUACAAAGACUGAGCCCACCCCUCCAGCCCCCAAGGUCGAAGUUGCUCCUGAGCAAAUAGCAGCGUCGGUGCCUACGGCGCAACCCCUCGGCGGCGCUACCCCGUCCUUCUUCACGUCAGUCGCGCAAGCACGACAACGUCCUACUCCACCACAGGCAUCAGUAAACCAGGCAUCCCUUGUGCCUCCACCACCUCAAAGGCCUCUGUCGGCUCCGCAAACAGCCCAGCCCAGCGGAUUUGCUCCCCCGCCGAUGGUACCCCAGAUGACGGGCGCGUUGCAGGGGCAGGUGGCACUCCCUGGCCAGAGCCUGAACGAGAUAACCCAAGCUCGUCUGCAGCAGCAAUACACUGCUCAGAUGCAGCCUACCAUGACCGGAUUCCCUGGACCACAGGGCCCUCAGCCCAUGAUGUCCUUCCCUACCGGUGCCGGCCAAUUCAUGCAGCCAAUGAUGACCGGAAUGCAGGCACCAAACCAAUUCCAACAGAUGCAGCCUCAGCCCACAGGCUUCCAGCCAUCAUUUGCGGCCACACAGUCUAUGUAUGGAGCCCCUCCUGGAGGCAUCAACAACUACCUGCCACCGGCCCUCGAGCCCCAGCGAACGGGUAUGCCUGGACUGCCACCCCAGGUUACUGGUAUGGGCGGUAUGAACAACACGAUGAACAACACGAUGAGCCCCCAGCCUCUGGUGCCGCAGCAGACCGGUCCACCACCCCCAGUCCGCUUUGGUGUAACAAACGAGCCCAAGAAGCUUGCUCCUCAGGCAACCGGACGAAGAGCAAACUUGGCGCAAGCGACCCCCCAGAACCCAUUCGGAUUCUGA